Molecule: messenger RNA, 1352 nt
Organism: Lepisosteus oculatus (spotted gar)
Lineage: Eukaryota; Metazoa; Chordata; Actinopteri; Semionotiformes; Lepisosteidae
Source: RefSeq, a predicted model, not a curated record
UGCAGUGGAGGUACUGUCCUGUUCAGCCCAUCCCAGCUCUAGACAGUGUUCUGUAGUUUGUUUUUGUUGUUGCAGCUCCAAUAAAGUCUGUGGAGAUCAGCUACAUGAGUCCGAGUGGCUCUGGGGAAGUUGUGUGCUCCACCAAGGGUGUUUACCCUGAGCCUCAAGUUGAGUGGUCAACUGAGCCGGCAACAGAGGAGCCUCCAGAACCAUAUACGAGAUGCAUCGAAGAUCAGCAGCAGCUGUAUAACAUGGAGAGCAGGCUGACGUCGCUACAGAAUCUUUCAAAUUGCACAUACACAUGUGUCAUAAGUUCUUCGGACAGGAAACAGCAAUGGAGAGCGUCACUAAAAGAACAAGCAAUUGCUGGCCCUGAAGGACAGGAACUGGCGAUUCCCUGUGUCACUCCCGGUAAAAACCUGAAGAACUUCAUCCUGAAGUGGAGCUUCAGAUCCACAGUGGGAAGCUCUGACAUCCUGUCCUAUGACAGCAGGAGUGACACUGUCUCAAAGCAGUGGCAAGACACCCAAGUGAACAAAGACAGGCUGCUCUCUGGAGACGGCACCCUGCUGCUUCUGAACCCCAAGAGCACAGCCCACACGGGCACCUACACCUGUCGAUAUUCUGUGUUUGAGACCGUGCUCGUCAUUCACACCGCCGUGAAUAUCACCACGCCUGCAGAUCAUUCACCACAACAUGGAGAAACCCCAAAAUCUGAACAACAACGGUUAACGGACCAGCAGCAACAAAAAUGAAACAUUAUACGGAGGACUGGUUUAAUUUUCUGCAUAAAACUGAAAGGCUAUAACUACUGUAUAAACGAAAUGGGACCCUGGGCAAAUGGAUACGUCAUAGGCUGCUGGUUACAAAACUAUUCAAAAUGCAGAAGAGCAUUCUACAACCAAGGAGGCUCCUAAAAAUUCAAGUAGCAACGGCCCAUCUUGAGCCAAACUGACAGAAACACAACAGCCAUUCAAACAGCCAAUGACAAGGACCAUCAAUGAGAUCAUGAGUCACCACAUGGUUUGGAAUAUCGCCUGCCUGGGCCUUGGGGAUAAAACUGUAUUGCAUAAACAUACCUGCAGAUCCGACACUCAUUGAAAUAACUCAUUGUUAUUUUUUUAUCUGUUUUGAACUUGAUCAAGUUUGGAAUUGGUCAUUCCUGAAGGACUGAUAUUGACUUUUGCACUACAGAAUGAAAGACUGUCCUGCAGGGUCAGGUGUAUAUGAAGGUAAAAAAGAAGAAGAAGAUAUAUUAUACAUUAUAUUGUUCGAAACCACAUGCGAAAAAGGACAAAAAGCAAAUUAUUGGAAGUGAAAAAUAUUUUAAUAAAAUUGUGUUGUAUAAUUGC